Messenger RNA from Dryobates pubescens (Downy woodpecker), 2100 nucleotides. It is a transcript of the gene ZFAND2B, whose product is annotated as zinc finger AN1-type containing 2B. The coding region runs from base 76 to 882 and encodes 268 amino acids. NCBI's taxonomy places the organism in Eukaryota, Metazoa, Chordata, Aves, Piciformes, Picidae. The record is from RefSeq and is a predicted model, not a curated record. Gene Ontology annotation, molecular function: zinc ion binding. The transcript has 9 exons. Gene Ontology annotation, biological process: proteasome-mediated ubiquitin-dependent protein catabolic process; protein targeting to ER. Gene Ontology annotation, cellular component: cytoplasm; endoplasmic reticulum.
GCGGUGUUUGUGCUGGCGCCGCCCCGCGCAGCGCCGGAAGCGGGCGCCGCUGGGCCCGGUGGCUGUCCGCCCGCCAUGGAGUUCCCGGACCUGGGAGCCCACUGCUCUUGGGCCGCCUGCCAGCGCCUAGACUUCCUCCCACUGAAGUGCGACGCCUGUGAGCAGAUCUUCUGCACCGACCACAUUGCUUAUGCCCAGCAUGACUGCACCUCUGCCUACAAGAAGGAUGUGCAGGUCCCUGUGUGUCCCCUCUGCAACACCCCAGUGCCUGUGAGGCGGGGGGAGAUGCCUGAUGUGGUGGUGGGAGAGCACAUUGACCGUGACUGCAAGUCCGACCCUGCACAACGCAAGCGCAAGAUCUUCACCAACAAGUGUAUGAAGCCUGGCUGCAGGCAGAAGGAAAUGAUGAAGGUGAUAUGUGACCAGUGCCACAAGAACUACUGCCUCAAGCACCGGCAUCCCCUGGACCAUGACUGCAGUGGGGCAGGGCAUCCUCUCAGCAGAGCAGGGCAUGCUGCAAUUGCAAGAGCUCAGGCAUCUUCCUCCAAAACUGUCACCGCAUCAAGCAGUGGAGCUGCCUGGCCAGCAGACAGCUCCUCUUCUCCAGCCUCUGCCAGAGGAGGUAGGGCAACUGUGUCACAGACUGGCAGCGCCUCCCCUCCGGCUGUCAUGCUGCAGAACGGGCUGAGUGAAGAAGAGGCACUGCAGCGAGCCCUGGAGAUGUCUCUGGCAGAGUCAGCAUGCAGCUCAGUGCAGCCGCCCAGCACACAGGAAGAGGAGGAUCUGGCCCUGGCCCAGGCGCUGUCAGUGAGUGAAGCUGAGUACCAGCAGUCACAGCGGCAGGCACACAGUUCCAAGCCAUCAAACUGCAGCAUGUCGUAAGCUGGUACGGCAGGGUGUGCCAGCAGACACAGCAUCCCACUUGUGACCUGAGUUGCAGCUCUGGCCUCCCACAUGGAUGCCAUGGGGGUUCUGGCCUGGACACUGAUGAUAAGAGCCUCCCACCAGGGACAGCUCAUCUCCCUGGGAGCUGUAAGUGAGCCACGAAGCACACACAGACACCUCAGCACUAGUUCUUGUAUAGAAUGGGUACAGCAAAUUGCUGAUGCCCCUGGAGAGGCGAAGAUGGCAUAGGACGAGCUGAGCACAGGCCAACCAAAGCAAGCAGCAGCUCACGAUGUGCACUUAGCCACAGCUGCCACAGCCAUGUCCCACCACUGCUGGGACUGCAGGGUGAGGCAGAGCUGGCCUGGAGAGAAGUGCUGUGUGAAGAUGUCUCUGCAUGCUUGGACCUAGAGCUGGGAUGCAGCUGCCUGCCUUAGUGGGGGGUUGGGUUUCAUGCUGAGAGGGCUGUGCUGGGACAGUGGCACAGGCAUGGCAUAUGUGCAGCCCCCCAGCAGCAUGAAGGCAGCACCUUACUUGCUCCCUGUGCCUCCCAUGCUGUUUGCAUGCAGAAAAGCACACUGGGCCUUACCCAGCUUGGUUGGGACCUUUCAGACUCAAGAGGGCUGCUUUUCCUUUCUGAUGUAAUUUAACAAGGGCAAUUAACUGAAAAGUAGCAUCAGCAGUGCCAGCAGCAAGUAUAUGGGCAGACUGCAGCUGCCUUCCUGCUGCUCACUGCCCCAGACUAUCCCACGACCCUCCUAAUGCUGCUGGGGGCAGGGAUGCCUCCCUCCUUCCAGCCAUGAAGCAGGAGAUCCUCCUGGGUAGCAGCAGCAUAGACUUCCUUCCUGUAAGCACAGCCCUGAGACUGAAGCCAACCCUUCCUUGCUGGUGUUGGGAGGCAGGAGCUGACCCCUGGAUGGAGGGUGCUUGUUCUGCUGGCUUCUUGCAGGGAUGUGUGCAGCUGUGCUGCUUUCCCACCCCCUCUCUUGAGCUUCUCUGCAGGGCUGAGGUGGGGGUUACAUGCUGGCAGUGCAUCCCUGGAGCAGGAGGUGGGUUCAGGCUGGACUGAGGGAACACUAAGUCUUGUCAAAGUGCUGCUUGGGAUUAAAAUAAAAGCAUAGCACAAGGCGCAGAGAUGCUUUGGGUGAGCAGUUGCUUUGUGUCCAGUCCACAGCAGUGCAGCUCUGUGGCUUGAAGGCACAAGGAGGGCGGCAC